Candida tropicalis MYA-3404 is the source of this 1017-nucleotide messenger RNA. It is a transcript of the gene HUT1, whose product is annotated as Hut1p. NCBI's taxonomy places the organism in Eukaryota, Fungi, Ascomycota, Pichiomycetes, Serinales, Debaryomycetaceae. Gene Ontology annotation, cellular component: Golgi membrane; endoplasmic reticulum membrane. Gene Ontology annotation, molecular function: UDP-glucose transmembrane transporter activity; UDP-galactose transmembrane transporter activity. The coding region runs from base 1 to 1017 and encodes 338 amino acids. The transcript has a single exon. The record is from RefSeq and is a predicted model, not a curated record. Gene Ontology annotation, biological process: UDP-galactose transmembrane transport.
AUGAAACAACACCAAGGGAGUGUAUUCACUUUAAUAACAUGUGUUCUUGGAUUAUAUGGUACAUUUUUAACGUGGUCUAUUUUACAAGAACGUAUUAAUACCAAACCAUAUGGAUCAACCAAUGAAUAUUUUCAAUCACCUUUAAUCAUUAAUAUUAUCCAAUCAUUAUUUGCAUCUAUAAUUGGAUUGAUUUAUAAUUAUAUAACUCAUAAAUCUAAUCCAUUUAAUAUAUUCUUUAAAAAUGGGAAACAAAAUUCCAAUGUUUUGAAGUAUAUGAUUUUAAUCUCAAUUACAUCUAGUUUGGCUUCACCUAUUGGAUAUAAAUCAUUAAAUCAUUUAGAUUAUUUAGCUUAUUUGUUAGCCAAAUCAUGUAAAUUGAUUCCAGUUAUGUUUAUUCAUUUUGUAUUUUAUCAAACCAAAUUUCCGAUUUAUAAAUAUAUCGUGGCACUUUUAGUUACAUUUGGGGUUACAAUUUUCACUAUGGGACAUGCUAGUAGUAAGACCAAAAUCAAUGAUGGAAAUACAAGUUUAGGAAUGUUAUUUUUAAUUGGUUCAAUGUUAUUAGAUGGAUUAACUAAUUCAAGUCAAGAUCAAUUAUUUAAACUCAAAUUAAAUGACAAAAUAACGGGUGGGAAAUUAAUGUGUAAUUUGAAUUUAUUAAUCUGUUUAUGGACAACUUUAUAUACUUUAAUUUUCCAAUCAAAUGAAUUUAAUAAAACUUUAACAUUUGCUAUUAAUUAUCCUGAAUUAUUACUUGAUUUAAUUGGAUUUGCUAUUUGUGGAGGAAUAGGUCAAAUAUUUGUAUUUAUCAUCUUGGAGAAGUUUGACUCAAUUAUAUUGAUUACUGCAACAGUAACAAGAAAAAUGUUGAGUAUGAUCUUGAGUGUGAUUUUAUUUGGUCAUUUCUUAACCAAAGAACAAUGGCUUGGAGUUGGAUUAGUCUUUGGUGGAAUUGGCUAUGAAGCAUUAAUUAAAUUCCAACAAAAGAAACAAAAGAGUAAAUCAAAAGUAGAAUAG